AUGUCACUCGACUUCGACCCUGUGGAAACAAUUUUCCAGUCAUCCAAAAAGCCCGAGUCAGCUGGAACUGGAUACAGUGGUCUUGAUACAUCUCGUGUGUUCCUAUCGGAAGGUCACUGCCGAACUCCAGAAUGCAGACCACUUCCAGUUCCUCUGAUCUGGGACCGUGACGUUCCACUUCGUAUGCGCGAUGGUGUUUAUAUUAGAGUGGAUAUAUUUCGCCCUCAAGACUCUACGGCCAAGUUACCAGCUCUCAUGGCGUGGAGUCCUUAUGGUAAAACCGGGGCUGGAGUCAUAAGCUUGGAUAUGAUUCCCCAUCGAGCAGGUGUUGCAAAAUCCACGUUAUCUGGUUACGAGAAAUGGGAGGCUCCCGAUCCGGUCGAGUGGUGUGCUCGGGGUUACGCAGUGGUGAACGCUGAUGCCCGUGGGGUUUUCGAUUCCGAAGGGCAUAUUCGAUGGCUAGGGAUCGGAGAAGGCCAGGAUGGCUAUGAUGCAAUUGAAGAGAUUGCCAAGUUACCUUGGUCUAACGGACGGGUUGCACUUGCUGGUAAUUCGUGGCUCGCAAUGGCUCAAUGGUUCAUUGCAGCUGAAAAUCCACCGCAUCUCACCUGUAUUGCUCCUUUGGAAGGGGCCACAGACUUCUACCGGGAAACGUUGUGUCGGGGAGGUGUACCCUUCAAGCCCUUCUGGGACAUGCUACGCACAUGCUUAGUGGGACGCAAUCUGGUCGAAGAUCCUGUUGCAAUGAUCGAGAAGUACCCUGAGUGGAAUGCUUAUUGGGAAGACAAAAGAGCACGACUAGACAAGAUAUCGAUCCCGGCGUAUAUCUUGGCUAGCUAUUCGACUAUGAUCCAUACCGAAGGAUCCUUUCGGGGAUUCGAGGAAAUUUCAUCCAAAGACAAAUGGCUCACCAUUCAUGCCACCCAAGAGUGGUUUGACCUAUACUCGAAAGAGCGCAUUGAAGAUCUUGCCUGCUUCUUUGACUUUUAUAUGAAGGACUGCAGUAAUGGCUGGAAAAACACACCUCGGGUUCGGGCGUCGAUCCUUCCAUUUAAUAAGGAUGCGAUGACAAAUAUUCCUUUCUCUUCUUGGCCGCCUCGUGAAACAGAGUAUCGGAAGCUGUAUUUGCAGGCUUCUAACACUUUAUCCGAGGAGUCGACAAGCUCUUUUUCGAAUAAAGUCUCCUACCCAGCUGACCUGCUAGGUACCCAAGGAGGAAAUGAAUCUGGUGAACUGUCUUUUUCAUACACAUUCAAGACAUCUAAAAGACUUCUUGGGUAUUCGAAAGCUGUUCUCUUUCUAUCGGCCGAUCAAGCCGAUGACAUGGAUGUGUUCGUGCAGCUUCGCAAGGCUGAUAUUCAUGGCAAUCUCCUUGAGCAUCUGAACAUUCCCCUGAAAGAUCUCAAACUUUCAAAUAUCAAUGAAGUGGAACAGAUCAAUCCCUUGAAAUAUCUUGGCCCUCCUGGUAUUUUGAGAGCUAGCCAUGCGCAGCUUGAUUCUACUCUUUCAACCGAGUUCCACCCUGUUUAUACCCACAGAGAUCCCCAGAAAAUUACUCCGGGUCAGAUUGUCAAGCUUGAAAUUUCUAUUUGGCCAACUGGAAUCUCAUUUGAAGCUGGUGAGAGCUUGGUUUUGAGGAUUGGUGGUCAUGCUCAGGUAUUGGCAGAAUUCUCCGCUCUGAGAGGCAAGUGGCUGUCUGAAAACAAAGGCACCAAUUUUGUUCACUUUGGUGGAGAGCAUCUUAGUUAUAUCUGUAUUCCGUUUGUAUAA
This is a messenger RNA of Penicillium subrubescens, 1770 nucleotides long. Its product is annotated as CocE/NonD family hydrolase. NCBI's taxonomy places the organism in Eukaryota, Fungi, Ascomycota, Eurotiomycetes, Eurotiales, Aspergillaceae. Gene Ontology annotation, molecular function: dipeptidyl-peptidase activity. The transcript is spliced from 3 exons. The coding region runs from base 1 to 1770 and encodes 589 amino acids. The record is from RefSeq and is a predicted model, not a curated record.